Messenger RNA from Chlamydomonas reinhardtii, 3132 nucleotides. RefSeq lists its product as uncharacterized. Bases 61 to 1770 code for a protein of 569 amino acids. The transcript is spliced from 7 exons. The record is from RefSeq and is a predicted model, not a curated record. Lineage: Eukaryota; Viridiplantae; Chlorophyta; Chlorophyceae; Chlamydomonadales; Chlamydomonadaceae.
AUGCUACUUGAGAUCACUUCCGCGACAGGCUGCCCCUAAUAGGCGGCAACAACUGCACAUAUGGACCGAAAUGGCGACAACAACGCUCUGAAGGCAGUUGAAUGCGAGAUUAAUGAGAAUAAAAUCGCCAUAGGCAAAGUAGAGUGCAAGAUCAUCGACAUCGAGGUUGCCAUUGAGACGCUCGAGGCUGAGCUCAGCGACCUUGACGCUCAGAUCAAGAGCCGGUCUGCGCGGCCUUCGCGGCAGCUGCGCAAGGAGAAGGAGCGAAAGCUUACGUGGAGGGAGCAGCUGACCGCUAAUGAGCUGGAGCUGCGCGCGAAGGAACGGCAGCUGCGCAAGGAGAAGGAGCAGCUGCGCGAGAAGGAGCGACAGCUGCGCGGGGAGGGGCCUGAGCGCUACCUGCAACGCGCACUCUUGAUGACUACUCCGUCCCGGACUUCGCUGAAGCGGGAGCAGUUGGAUCCCUCCGGGGGGGCGCUGAUCAAGAACUGGCGCCCAGACCCGGAGACCGCGGGUGGGCUGCUGCCGGAGCUGAUUCACCCCGUGUUUGCCAAGGCCGUGCAGUCUUUGUCGGAAGGCACAACAGUCGACCGGGCCACCAUUGAAGUUGCCAGCAACUUGUGCUGCAUAGGCGCGGCUUUCUACGAUAACGAGGCUGGUCUGACGAGUGCUAUUGGAGCCCUGCUGAGCCCGUACCUGGAGUAUGGCAAGGUGGUGACGAUCGGCUCGGGCUUCGCUGCCAACAAUGUCAGCCCCAACUGGGCUCUGGGCGACUCGUCCAAGGACCCCUCCAAUCUGUUCCUGAUUGUUGAGGCUAAGCCGGGCAUUGGUGGCUCUGGGGACCCGCACUUCCAGGGCGCCAACUACCUGCUGCACUUCUGGAGGCAGCGUGCGGAGUCGGACACCUUUCGCAACACCUGCUGCCCCGCCUUCCUGCUGGAGGUGGUCGGGCCGCACGUGCGGCUGUCCGCGGUGGCCUGGCUGGACCGUGUGACGAUUUUCCCACUCACGCCACUGCUCAACCUGCUGCCCGCGCACCCUGUCACCGACCGCCUGCUCAUGCCGCUGGCUCCGCGCAACCCCACCUACUACGUGCGCCUGGCUGUCAGCAGUGGCGUCGGGAGUAGUGGAGGCAGCGGCGGUGGCGUGGUGGAGGUGGCGGUCAAGCUGUGCCGCAAGUACGGGCUGGAGGCUCACCAGGCGUGGGCGGACCUGGGCCUCGCGCCACGGAUCCUACGUGUGGAGCCGCUGCCGGGUGGCUGGCAGCUAGUGGAGAUGGAGUGGUUGCCGGGGCCUGAGUGGCGGCAGCUCUCCGACCUGCUGGGCGCAGAGCUUGACCAGGCGCUGGCUGCAGUGCGGGCGGCGCUGGAGUCCGCACACGGCGCAACGGGCAUGGUGCACGGGGACGUGCGGCCGCCCAACUGCCUGGUGCGGUGCGACGCCGGGUCCGGGUGGCACGUGCGCUUCGUGGACUUCGAGUGGGCGGGGCGCGAAGGCGAAUCCACCUACCCCUGCUUCCUGAACCCUGACGUCCCGUGGCCCGAGGGUGUGGGCUACAAGAACCUGCUGCAGCGCGCGCAUGACUUCCAGCUGCUGGCCGCAUCCACCGCCAGCCACGGCGUCGGAAAACCUGGCGUAGCGAGGUCACUAUCCACUGCAGCCCGUGAGCGCUGCGCCACGGCGCUGCACAGGGCGGCGAGCGGUGGGCUGUAUCGCAGGGGCGUGGGGGCAGGCUGGCGGCAGAGCGCCGCCAAGUUCCGGUACUGUUAAAUAUUCGCUCUCACCAUAGGCUGCAUUGACCACAGCUUGCGAUUGUUCGCUUCAGGUGUCUGAAAUCUGACGUAUAUGUAUAAUGAAUGUAUGUCUGUCUUUGUAGAUUGCAGGCCCCUGGUUGACGCUCCUGGGGGUGUGUGUGGAAAGACUAGGUGUGUGUGUGUGGAAAGAAUGGAAACCGCCAGCUGCGCACACAGAGUGUGGCCCAGGUCUGUAGGGCCUUCGGGGCAGGGGCAGGCGGUAUUGCGUGUGAUGUAGCUUAUCGUACAUAACUGGCGACAGCAUGCAAGGGCAAGGCGUCAUCAGCGGCAGAUUACAAGGCAGUUCGUUUGGUAGAUUGCAGGACAUUGUGUACGAGCCACGCCAUUGCGCCUAUUGGUGCCCGGGGAUGCGUCGCGCGUGUUGAACAAACCACUUACUCCUGCGUGCAAGCCGUUCAAGCGUUGGCUCGGGGCUAUGUCCCAUCUGCUGCCCGUCACGCUGGUGGCGCCGCCGCUGUUGGAGUCAUGGGCGUAUUAUUGUUGUAGCGUUACGAGGUGUGCGAUGGCACAGUGUUAAGGCAGGUUGGUGAAGUCCCGCAGGGUGCAGCUGAUUCCCAGACCCCAGAAGAUGGCAAACAAUUUGCAACGGCAGGGCAGGAGUGCGCGGCUGGUCAAACACCGGAGUUACUGUACCGACAAGUUGCUGGCUGGCUGGAAGUUUGCUGACGCGCAUUCCUCGCGCUCCGGGCGCUCGGCCAGGCGAUAGCACCACACAGACACACCGCAACGCCACACUCGCGAGGCAGAGCCGCAUCGCAGCUGCAGGAAGGUGACUGCAUGCUGCUUGAUGACGGUGGUGUCAAGUGCUGGGGAGGCAAUGGUUACGGGCAGCUUGGGCUGGGUGACAUGGGCGCUCUUGGGGAUGGUGAAGGCGAGAUGGGCGAUGUGUUGCCGUUGUGGACCUGGGUCCUGGCGUGCGGGCGGCAGCGGUGGUGGCUGGGGGUUCCCACACGUGUGCGCUGCUUGUUUUAACUGCAGCGCUGUCAAGUGGAGAUACCAACAGCCAGGUGACGGGCCUGGCGAGAUCUCGAGAUGGGUGCUGCCCUGACGGAUGUAAGUCUAGGCCCUAGCAGUGGUAGCGGUACACGCGCAGCGGCUUGGUCGUGUUUUGAGUCGGGGAGUGGAGCGGAGGUGGCAAGUGAGGCAUGCGACAGAGGCGAGGCGGGCGCUAUAGCCCUUGAAUGGUCACCAGUAAAGAAACGCGCAUGUCACACACGGGAGGAUUUCCCUUCGCUCCCCCUUGCUUACUUGGGCAAACCUCACGCAGCCCCGCUCACAGUCUUGGGUUGAUCUUGGGUGAAUUGAUAAGUUCUUGACU